GUCGUCCUCCCGGAGGAUCCGGGGUGAUGGAGGGCACUGAGGCCGGGGAGCCGGGGAGGGACCGCGGGGACCCCGGGAUGCUGGCCUGGCUCCCCGGCGUGGCGUGCGGUGUCCCCACCCGCGUGUUUGCGGGAGCAUCGCGGACGCCCCCUCCCGCCCUGCGCCGCUGCUCGGUGCAUAGCCCUCCGCACCCUCCGCACCCUCCGCACUGCCCCAUGACUUGGCUGUUUGGGACCCGGGUGCACGUCUCGGGUCCUGGGCACCCGAGGAGGCAGCAUACCUCUGUAGAUGGAUACACUGAGCCCCACCUCCAGCCCACUAAAUCGAGUAGCAGACAAAACAUCCCACGGUGCAGAAACUCUGUCACAUCAGCAACGGACGAGCAGCCUCACAUCGGAAAUUACCGUUUACAGAAAACCAUCGGGAAGGGGAAUUUUGCCAAAGUGAAAUUGGCAAGGCAUGUUCUAACUGGUAGAGAGGUGGCUGUGAAAAUAAUAGACAAAACUCAGUUAAAUCCUACCAGUCUACAAAAGUUGUUUCGAGAAGUACGAAUAAUGAAGAUAUUGAAUCAUCCAAAUAUAGUGAAACUGUUUGAAGUCAUUGAGACUGAGAAGACCCUCUACCUAGUCAUGGAGUAUGCCAGUGGGGGUGAAGUAUUUGAUUACUUAGUUGCCCAUGGAAGAAUGAAAGAAAAAGAGGCCCGUGCAAAAUUUAGGCAGAUUGUGUCUGCUGUACAGUAUUGCCAUCAGAAAUGCAUUGUUCACCGUGAUCUUAAGGCUGAAAACCUUCUCCUUGAUGCUGACAUGAAUAUUAAAAUUGCGGACUUUGGUUUUAGUAAUGAAUUUACAGUUGGGAACAAAUUGGACACAUUUUGUGGAAGCCCACCCUACGCAGCCCCCGAGCUUUUCCAAGGGAAGAAGUAUGACGGGCCCGAGGUGGACGUGUGGAGCCUGGGCGUUAUUCUCUAUACACUGGUCAGUGGCUCACUGCCUUUUGAUGGCCAGAAUCUGAAGGAACUUCGGGAGCGCGUCUUGCGAGGGAAGUACCGUAUUCCUUUCUACAUGUCCACUGACUGUGAAAAUCUCCUCAAGAAACUACUAGUGCUGAAUCCCAUUAAGAGAGGCAGUUUGGAACAAAUCAUGAAAGACCGGUGGAUGAACGUUGGUCAUGAAGAAGAAGAACUAAAGCCAUACACUGAGCCCGAACCAGAUUUCAAUGACACAAAAAGAAUAGAUAUCAUGGUCACCAUGGGUUUUGCCCGAGAUGAGAUCAAUGAUGCCUUAAUAAAUCAGAAAUAUGAUGAAGUUAUGGCUACUUAUAUUCUUCUAGGUCGAAAACCUCCUGAAUUUGAAGGCGGUGAAUCACUAUCCAGUGGGAACUUGUGUCAGAGGUCACGGCCCAGCAGUGACUUAAACAACAGCACCCUCCAGUCCCCUGCCCACCUGAAGGUCCAGCGGAGCAUCUCGGCCAAUCAGAAGCAGCGGCGCUUCAGUGACCACGCUGGCCCAUCCAUCCCCCCCGCCAUGUCCUAUACCAAAAGGCAGCAGGCUAACAGCGUGGAGAGCGAGCAGAAAGAGGAGUGGGACAAAGACAUGACUCGGAAGCUUGGUAGCACAACAGUCGGAUCAAAAAGCGAGAUGACUACAAGCCCUCUCGUGGGGCCAGAAAGGAAAAAGUCUUCAACUAUUCCGAGUAACAACAUGUACUCCGGAGGUAGUAUGGCAAGAAGGAACACAUACGUCUGUGAGAGGACGACAGACCGGUACACAGCACUGCAGAACGGCAAGGACAGCAGUCUCACGGAGAUGUCAGCGAGCAGCUUAUCUUCUGCCAGCUCUGCUGUGGCCUCUGCCAUCCCAUCCGCACGCCCCCGCCACCAGAAGUCCAUGUCCACUUCUGGUCACCCCAUUAAAGUGACACUGCCAACCAUCAAAGACAGUUCAGAAGCUUACCGGCCCGGCACGACGCAGAGGGUGCCCGCCGCCUCUCCGUCUGCCCACAGUAUUAGCGCCAGCACCCCGGACCGCACCCGCUUCCCGCGCGGCAGCUCCAGUCGCAGCACCUUCCACGGAGAGCAGCUCCGUGAGCGCCGCAGCACCGCAUACAACGGGCCCCCCGCCUCGCCCUCCCACGAGCCCGGUGCCUUCGUGCAUGCCCGCAGGGGCACCUCCACCGGCCUCAUCAGCAAGAUCACCUCCAAGUUCGUGCGCAGGGAUCCAAGUGAAAGCGAAGCCAGUGGCAGAACCGACACCUCCAGAAGCACAUCAGGGGAGCCAAAAGACAGAGACAAGGAAGAGGCUAAAGAUUCUAAGCCCCGCUCCCUGCGGUUCACGUGGAGCAUGAAGACCACUAGCUCAAUGGACCCCAACGACAUGAUGCGAGAAAUCCGCAAGGUAUUAGAUGCAAACAACUGUGACUAUGAACAGAAGGAAAGGUUCUUGCUUUUCUGCGUCCAUGGAGAUGCACGGCAGGACAGCCUGGUACAGUGGGAGAUGGAGGUCUGCAAGCUGCCUCGCCUGUCCCUCAACGGGGUCCGCUUCAAGCGAAUAUCUGGGACGUCCAUUGCCUUUAAGAACAUUGCAUCGAAAAUCGCAAAUGAGCUUAAACUGUAAAGACACUCACAUUUACAGGAUCAGGGAAGACACAUCCAUACCUGAGGUACAGUUUUUGAAUGUACUGGCAACACCUAAUGUGAUUGGCCUGUGAAUCUCCCCAUGUAGAAUUUGCCCUUUAAUGCAAUAAGGUUAUACAUAGUUACAAACUGUAAAAUUAAAGUCAGUAUGAACUAUAAUAUCUGUAGCUUAAACAGUAGGCUCACAUGUACAGGUAAGUAUACUGUGUAUUUUUUGUUCAUUUUUCUGUUCAUAGAGUUGUAUAAUAAAACAGAUGAUUGCUGAAAACCUUGUAUAGUUGUCUAGAUUACUGCACAUAAAUGUACGUUUAAUGCUUUUGAGUUGAAAAUGUCAUUCCCUGUUAUUUACAUUCCAGUGGAUUUUUAAAGUUCUUACCUCCAUCAUGCAAUUUGGAAAAUUGUGUCCAGACUUAAAAAGUGCAUAAAGAAAUAGUCUUUACAGGUGUAGCAUGGACUUUUAAAAAUUAUUUUUAAAUCAUAUUUAAAGCAGAAGCUGAUGAAUAGAUCAGCUUCACUGUACACAGAAUUAUUCCUGCUUAAUCUCUGUUCUUGUCCUUGUUAUCCAACAAGGUUUAGUUGAAAAGAUGCAACAUGUUUACAGUGUUGGCACGUAGAGGUUUUAAAAUGAAGUACAUGAACAUAAUCAUAGCUUUGCCUUGGGCUAGCUGAGAAGUUCUGGGGGGAAAGUUAAAGCCUGCAUCAUAUUUCUUUUGAACUCACAAGUGUUUUCUGGCCCACUGCUAAUGAUAUCAGCAAAAUUUAAAAGGAAUCAAUACUUCAUCUGGCUGUAAUAAUGUAAACUGUCACUUAGGUUUGCUGCCUUCUGAAUAUGCCAUAUAUCUGCAGAAAUAGGACAAUAUUGGGAUCAUUUCAUAGCACAAACACGUCUCCCGGGUUGAUCAAUGCAGCAGUUAGGAAAUAAUGCAACCUCAGGAAUUAACUGGCAUUGGAACAUUUGCCUCCUCCCCCUCCUCCCCUUCCUCCUCUUAUCCUCUUCGUGUAUCCCAACACAGUAAUACCUGUAAGUUCUUCGAGACUUCUGAACAAACCAUACUAUUUAUAACAGGAUACUGUUGAUUUCCACAUAGGUGACUGUUCAGUUUUCCACGUAACCUGAUUCUUUGCGACAUUUUGCUAGUCUUCUCGUAUUUAUUCCCCCAUCUGUUUACCUGUAAUGUGCAGCUUUACAGUUGGGCACUUGCCUACUUUUCUUUCAUAGUGAGACAUGCAGUGUCAAACCACUAGUCAAGGUACAUUUUAAUACUUGCUAUUUUAUACUGAAUUAGCCUUGGAGGUUGACUGUGCAUUGUUAUUUAAUGUUGUAACUACUGUAAUAUCAACAUGUGGACCCCAUCUGCACACUCUGAGAAAUAGAAAGUGUUUUCAAAUUUCAUCAGUUACAAAAAUAGUAAAACUGUGAUAAAUACUGUAAUUCUAACCUACAUUCGGAAGCUCUAAGUGUAGGUAACGCACCAUAUCUGAAUGGCUUCCAGACUAGGGUGAAUUUUACUUUCUGUACUGUACUGUGAUGUAGCUUUCUUCUGUAACAGUUCUCUUUGAAAUGAAGUGUAUUUCUUGCCUUAGCAAAGGGUGGUGUUCUGAAAAAAAAAAAAAAAAAACUGUGUAGCCCCUUUUUAACCUAGUGUUCAUUCAGAGAAAAAAAUGAUGCAAACUUUCUUCACUUUCACUGGUGCACACUGAAAUUUUACUUGAAAAGUUCUCAUAAUAAAGCACUUGUCUUUUGUUCUUUA
Molecule: messenger RNA, 4383 nt
Organism: Erinaceus europaeus (western European hedgehog)
Lineage: Eukaryota; Metazoa; Chordata; Mammalia; Eulipotyphla; Erinaceidae
Gene: MARK1
Product: microtubule affinity regulating kinase 1
Exons: 18
Coding region: 27-2612 (861 amino acids)
Biological process (GO): intracellular signal transduction; protein phosphorylation; microtubule cytoskeleton organization
Cellular component (GO): cytoplasm
Molecular function (GO): protein serine/threonine kinase activity; tau-protein kinase activity; ATP binding
Source: RefSeq, a predicted model, not a curated record